Messenger RNA from Tripterygium wilfordii, 1795 nucleotides. RefSeq names its product 1-aminocyclopropane-1-carboxylate oxidase homolog 1-like. The transcript has 4 exons. NCBI's taxonomy places the organism in Eukaryota, Viridiplantae, Streptophyta, Magnoliopsida, Celastrales, Celastraceae. Bases 334 to 1533 code for a protein of 399 amino acids. The record is from RefSeq and is a predicted model, not a curated record.
GAGCAAACUAGUAAAGUGAGAACCUUGUGCAUGUCGUCAACUUGGUAAACGAAAAAGGAAAAGGGUGCAGUUAAUGAGGAAUGGAAAAUUGGGUUAUGCUGUAAUCGAUUUGGCCUUUGGGUGUGUUGCUAGGAUCACGUCAGUAAUCAGUUCUGUAGUGGACGAUUGUGUUCCAGUUGUUUAACAACACCAGUUACUUGAUCGUACAGAAUUUCCGCUUUGUUCUGCUGAUUUGGUCAAGUUUUUUUGUUGAACUCCAAGUGUUCGAUCAAAUGCCUCAACGAUAUGCAUCACCUGGUGUAUGCCUCAACCACAUGAGUUGGCAAAUUUUUCAUGUGGAGUUCUGACUUAUUUCUCAUCUCUUUUAUUCAUUUGUUGCUGGCAUCACUUGUCACAACAGCUGCAGCUUAUCAUCCCUUCAUAAUCAAAAUUGUCAGCAUGGAAGUCCUUCCCUGUGUCCAAAACAAAUCAUGUAUGGAUGUGAAGGAGUUUGAUGCAACAAAAGCUGGUGUUAAAGGACUUGUAGACUCCGGCAUCACAAAGAUACCUAAAUUUUUUAUUCAUCCACCAGCGCAAAUAAUGGAUAAUUCAUCUUGCAAGGCCAGUGAUAUGAGCCUCCAUGUUCCACUGAUAGACCUAGCAGGCUUUGAAAGCCAUAGAAGGAAGGAUAUAAUUGAUGGAAUACGUGAAGCAUCUGAAAAAUGGGGUGCCUUUCAAUUGAUCAGUCAUGGGAUUCCAAUUAGUGUCUUGGAUGAGAUGAUUGCUGCUGCCCGAAGAUUUCAUGAGCAACCCAAUGAGGUGAAGAAGGAGCUGUACUCUCGUGAUCCUAAGAAAUCAGUGAGGUACCACUCCAACAGUGAUCUCUUUGAGCGCAAAGGAGCUGCAGAUUGGAUGGAUGCCGCGGCUUUUGAUUUUGAUGAUGGUAAAUUGGACCCUGCAUCCCUUCCUCAAAUAUGCAGAGAUGCUGUGACAGAAUAUGUGAGACAGAUGAUUGAACUGAAGAAUACAUUAUCUGAACUACUCUCAGAGGCUCUGGGACUUAGCAGUGACUAUCUUGCAAAAAUGGAAUGCAUGGAACAUCCAUCAAUACGUUUCAACUAUUACCCGCCCUGCCCUGAGCCAACCUUGACACUUGGCUCACUCAAGCAUACAGACCCAGAUUUUUUUACUAUACUCUUGCAGGACAAUGUUGGUGGUCUUCAAGUUCUGCAUCAAAAUAUGUGGGUUGAUGUGUCCACAGUUCAAGGUGGUCUAACUGUCAACAUGGGUGAUUUGAUGCAGCUUAUUACCAAUGAUAAAUUCAAAAGCAUCCCACACAGGGUUCUAGUUAAACAGACUGGCCCCAGAGUGUCAGUUGGUUGCUUCUUGUAUCCUUAUUCAACACAUCUUAGUAAACCCUUUGGGCCUAUAAAGGAGCUUCUAUUCGACCAAGAACCAAUAUACAGAGAAACUACUGUCCUGGAAUACAUAGAUUACUACAGGUCUAAUGGAGGACCCGGCAAUCCAUGCCUACCCCUUUUUAAAGUGGGGUAAGGGAUUGCGAGCCGGAUGGAGUGAUGGAGCCUUAUGAAACAAUAUCUGAACCUAAAAUAUGUAACAAAGUUCAGCUUCUCAUGUAUGUUGUCUGCUGUCUAAAUUCUCAGAACCUGUAUGUAUAUGUGCCUGUUAUAUAUUUGUAAUGGGUCUAUCUUUUCUCUGUUUAAAGGAAUGAUUUGUAAUAAAGAAUUAAUGUUUCUCCCAUUCAAUACCCUGACUAGUAUUCCUCAAGAAUGUGAAUGAUAUCUGUCUCAGCUCA